Messenger RNA from Penicillium verrucosum, 1800 nucleotides. Its product is annotated as PPN1 endopolyphosphatase family protein. Bases 1 to 1800 code for a protein of 599 amino acids. Gene Ontology annotation, biological process: sphingomyelin catabolic process. Lineage: Eukaryota; Fungi; Ascomycota; Eurotiomycetes; Eurotiales; Aspergillaceae. Gene Ontology annotation, molecular function: sphingomyelin phosphodiesterase activity. The transcript is spliced from 4 exons. The record is from RefSeq and is a predicted model, not a curated record.
AUGUUCCUGCUAGCGUUUGGGCUUUUGCUCUCUCUCCGGGGAGUAAAAGCCGAUACUCAAGUUGAGCAGUCCAUCAGUUCUAUUUGGGAUGACUUCAAAAAUGCAGUGGACUGUGGUGCUUGCCAGGUUCUCCUCGGUAGCAUCAAAGUUACCGCAGGGCUUGGUGAGAAAUUCAUGGUCAAUGUAUUCACCGGGCUGUGCAAAAUCAGCGGGGUCGAGGACCCAGACGUCUGCACCGGGGUCAUCGAUAAAGAAGGACCUGCCCUGCAUGAUGCUUUCAAAGCUUUACACCUCAACUCUGACGCUUCCAAGACGCUAUGCGCCAGUUUGAUCGGCCUUUGCAAGCACCCGGAUGUUCAUUCCCACACUCUAACGUUCCCUUCACCCAAGCCAAAGACUGCAAGGCCACCACCUAGCGGCCAGAAACCGAUCAAGGUCGUCCAUUUCAGCGAUACACAUGUGGACCUCCUCUACGAGCCUGGAUCCAGCUACAAAUGCUCCAAGCCCAUCUGUUGCAGAUCCUGGUCAGAUGAAUAUGCACCGGGGAAUACUGAAUACCCAUGUGGACCAUUUGGAAACACAAAGUGUGACCCGCCACAAAUACUUCAGGAGAGCUUGCAUGCUGCUAUCGCAGACAUCGAUCCGGAGUUCUCCAUUUACACGGGUGAUGUGGUGGCCCACGAUAUCUGGUUGGUUGACAAGGCCGAAGCGCUGAAAGGGCUGAAUGCCACGUACAGUGCAAUGGAAAAUGAUAUCGGCAUUGUGUACGCUGCCAUAGGAAACCAUGACACCGCACCACUCAACCUCUUCCCCCGGAUGCUUCAAGUAAAGCUGAUCCCCAAUGGGCGUACGACGCUCUUGCAGAAGACUGAUCAAUUUGCGUCAUACUCAGCCAUCCAUCCCAACAGCAAUCUGCGCAUCAUCUCUUACAACAGUAAUUUUUACUACAUGUUCAACUUUUACAUGUACCAAGAACCAAUGGACAAAGACCCACGCGGACAAUUUGAAUGGCUCAUCGAGGAACUGCAAGCUGCCGAGGACGCGGGCCAACGCGCAUGGCUAAUCUCUCACAUCCCAUCCGGUACAUCUGAUCACUUCCGCGACCAUUCAGAGUACUUCGACCAGAUUGUGCACCGCUACGAAGCCACCAUUGCAGGAUUGUUCUAUGGCCAUACACACCGGGAUGGGUUCCAGAUCGCAUACUCCGACUACAACAACCGAGACUGGAACACAGCUACUGCAAUGGGUUAUAUCGCUCCAGCAGUGACGCCAACGGAAGGCUCACCGUCUUUCCGCGUCUACGAGAUCGAUCCAGUCACCUUCGGCGUCCUAGAUUACACUCAGUACAUCGCCGACAUCAGCGACCCAUCCUUCCAGACAGAUCCGGAGUGGGUGCCUUAUUACUCCGCCAAGGCAGACUACGGGUCCAGAAUCUCUCCUCCGCUCACCGAUCCCGAAGCCGAGAUUAGUCCUGCUUUCUGGCACAAUGUCACCGUCGCCAUGGAACGAGAUCCGAAUGUUUUCCAAGAUUACUGGGCGAGACGUGUUCGCGGGUUUGAAGUCGAGGACUGCAAUGACGACUGCAUGAAAAAUGAGAUCUGCCUUCUCCGCGCCGCUAAUGCACAGUAUAACUGUGAUAAGCCGAAGGCCUUCGACUUCUCGAAGCGUGAUGGACAGGAGGGGGAUAUCUUGCUAGAGAAGGAGCCUCAUAUUGACUGCGAUCAUGCUGGAAUGGCGACACUGAUCUCGAAGAUGGCGUAUCGGGCUAAACUUGAGCGGAGAAAGGCGCUUGAGGCUUGA